UCGUUUGUGAGUAUUAUACUGAGUUGUAAUGAAAGUUGUGGAAGUGAAUGCAUUGGCCAAGGCACUGGCUGGUCAUAAAGAUGAGGCAUUCUUCUCUGCAAGUGCUGCUGCCCAGGCUUCAAGGAAGUGCUCCCCAAGGGUUACCAAUGAGGCUGUGCAAAAGGCUGCGGCGGCUGUGAACGAUUCUGACCACCGCCGUGCAACAAAUGUCAGUGCUAGGCUGGAUGCUCAGCAGAAGAAGCUUAACCUACCAAUCCUCCCCACCACUACCAUUGGGUCCUUCCCUCAGACCAUAGAACUUAGGAGAGUUCGUCGUGAAUACAAGGCUAACAAGAUCUCUGAGCAGGAUUACAUUAAAGCCAUUAAGGAGGAAAUCAAAAAGGUUGUUGAACUCCAAGAAGAGCUCGAUAUUGAUGUCCUGGUUCAUGGAGAGCCUGAGAGAAACGAUAUGGUUGAAUACUUUGGUGAACAGUUAUCUGGUUUUGCCUUCACUGUUAAUGGGUGGGUACAAUCUUAUGGAUCUCGUUGUGUCAAGCCACCAAUUAUCUAUGGUGAUGUCAGCCGCCCCAAGCCAAUGACUGUCUUCUGGUCAUCUACAGCCCAAAGCAUGACUGCCCGCCCCAUGAAGGGAAUGCUUACUGGUCCUGUUACCAUCUUGAAUUGGUCCUUUGUCAGAAAUGACCAACCCAGACAUGAGACCUGCUACCAGAUUGCUUUAGCCAUAAAGGAUGAAGUGGAGGAUCUUGAGAAGGCCGGUAUUAAUGUCAUCCAAAUCGAUGAGGCUGCCUUGAGAGAAGGAUUGCCUCUUAGGAAGUCUGAGCAGGCUUUCUACUUGGACUGGGCCGUCCAUUCCUUCAGGAUCACCAACUGUGGUGUCCAGGAUACCACCCAGAUCCACACCCACAUGUGCUACUCUAAUUUCAACGACAUCAUCCACUCUAUCAUAGACAUGGAUGCUGAUGUGAUCACCAUUGAGAACUCCCGUUCUGACGAGAAGCUCCUCUCAGUUUUCCGUGAGGGAGUAAAGUACGGUGCAGGAAUUGGUCCCGGUGUCUAUGAUAUCCACUCUCCAAGAAUACCAUCAACUGAGGAGAUUGCCGACAGAAUCAACAAGAUGCUCGCUGUUCUUGAGACCAACAUCUUGUGGGUUAACCCUGACUGUGGGCUGAAGACCCGCAAGUACGCCGAGGUGAAGCCAGCACUCAAGAACAUGGUUGCAGCCGCCAAGCUCCUCCGCACUGAACUUGCCAGUGCCAAGUGAGAAGGCUCAUUAGACAUUGGAGAAUUCAUUCAUCCCAUACCUAUAUUACUCAGAAGUCAAAAGAAAAGGCAAAAAAUGAUUUCCGUCUCAUCAUUUUAAUAACUGGCUCAUUACCCUGGGGGAAAAGUGGUUUCGCAUUUUGUUUCUUUUAUAAUUGUUUUUCUUUCCCUGUUUUUUUUUUUUUUUUCCUCAGAAUAUGCCUUCAAUCUAAUUGAAAGGCUUACAAUUGGUUAGUGUAUCUCUGUUGGAAUGAAACAUUGUCAUGGUC
This is a messenger RNA of Rubroshorea leprosula, 1529 nucleotides long. The record is from the annotation of a GenBank genome assembly. NCBI's taxonomy places the organism in Eukaryota, Viridiplantae, Streptophyta, Magnoliopsida, Malvales, Dipterocarpaceae.